Vitrella brassicaformis is the source of this 1077-nucleotide messenger RNA. Lineage: Eukaryota; Vitrellaceae. The record is from the annotation of a GenBank genome assembly.
CCGUGAUAGCGACCAUCCCCAGCGACCGGCUGCUCAUGGAGGGGAUAAGGGAGCUCAUCGAGGACCGAGAAUACGCGAAGGGUGAGACCAAGCUCCCGUCAAUGUAUGUGGACACGCCCACACGCUCUCUGUCUAUGCAGCCCGCAUCCAGGAGUUCAAGGGGCGCCUUGAGGAGUUGUACGCACACAUCCGAGAAAUAAAGGGUCAGUCACAGUUGCACAAUGGGGUCAGAGCAGCCACACACGAGGAGAGACAGACAAUCCCUUGAUCGAUUCUUUGCGGCAUGUCUGUGCAUAUCCGCCAUUCAUGCCGGCAGACGAGAAGAGGGAGCUGGAGCAGCAAUGGCCACAGCAGCAAGCAGCCUGUGGGAGCUGCACCUCUGGCACAUGGACCGCAUCCCUCACUCUGCCAAGACAGACAAGGUCUGGCGAGGUACGCAAGAAAGGCCGUCUCACGAUGGCUGGGAACGAGGGGGGCCAUAGGGAGGGCAGGACAGGGCAGGAGGGACAGAGCGAGCGGACGCGCGUGUGCAUGCGUCAACCAAAAGCACAGUCGCCUUUAUUUCCUUCAGUGAUGGCGGCCGUGUCCACCGACAAGCACUUCAUUAGUGAGAUAGUGUUGCUCGUUGAGGACCGAGACCGAGCCAAGAGUGACCAAACUCCCGUCCAUGUAGUAUGUGGACACGCCAACACGCUCUCUCUGUCUGUCUAUGCAGCCCGCUUGAACCUGCUCGAAGACCGGCUCACGAGACGCAUCGUCGACCUCGACCACACCCUGAAACAGCUGCAGGUGAGUGACCGCAGACAGGGCAGAGGCAGGCCGAGUGUUCCUUCAUGCAGGAGGCCGAGGAGGUGGUUUUCGGCGCCUCACAGCCUGACUGCAGGUAAACACACACACACACACACGAGACAAUACACCCAUAGAAGCGUGUAUGUAUGUGUGUGUUGUAUGUGUGUGUUCCACCGUGUGUCUCUCUGUGUCUGUGUCUCUGCCUCUGCCCCUUUGAAGGCCCGAGGCAUACCGCUGUCUACAUUUUAUAUCUCGUCGACCGUUUUCUUGAUUUCCUCUUCCCAGUAG